Ctenocephalides felis (cat flea) is the source of this 6288-nucleotide messenger RNA. Its product is annotated as Ca(2+)/calmodulin-responsive adenylate cyclase-like. Gene Ontology annotation, molecular function: adenylate cyclase activity. Gene Ontology annotation, biological process: cAMP biosynthetic process; intracellular signal transduction; adenylate cyclase-activating G protein-coupled receptor signaling pathway. The record is from RefSeq and is a predicted model, not a curated record. NCBI's taxonomy places the organism in Eukaryota, Metazoa, Arthropoda, Insecta, Siphonaptera, Pulicidae.
AUGGCAGCUGAUUUGAUGCAAUUUACAUUACCUGCUGAAUCUCAUGGAGUUAGUUCAGAAGGCGUUUGGCUAGUGUCUUUUAUUUCAUUUAUUGCUUACACAAUGAUGCCAUUGUAUGCUUGGCAUGCUAGCCUUUUUGGAAUAUGUUUAACAAUUAUUCAAGUGGAGUCAGUUUAUACAACAAAGCAUUACUUGGAUACUUACUGGUAUCAAGUUGGUGCCAAUUUACUUAUUUUUGUAGCAGUCAAUGCUUGUGGAAUUAUUUUGCAUAGAUUUACAGAACAGAAUCACAGAAAAGCUUUUCUUGACACAAGAAAAUUAAUUUCUGCCAAACUGGAUUACGAUGACGAAAAUGAGAGAUUGGACAGAAUUUUAUUAUCACUUUUACCCCAGCAUGUUGCUGGUGAAAUGAAAUUUGAUCUUACCCAUGCAUUCAGAGACACACCUACACAUAAAUCUUAUCUACAAUAUCAUGAGAAAUUAAGUUUUCUAUUUGCUGAUAUUGUUGGUUUCACCCAAUUAAGUGCACAAUGCGGUCCACUAGAACUUGUUCGCAUAAUGAAUGAAUUGUUUGGUAGAUUUGAUCACUUAUCAAACGAGAACCACUGUUUACGAAUAAAGUUAUUAGGCGAUUGCUAUUUUUGUGUUUCUGGAAUCAAUGAAAUGAGAUCUGACCAUGCUCGUUGCUGUGUAGAGCUUGGACUUGAUUUGAUAGAAGCAAUUUGUCAAAUGAUUGGUCAAACAAAUGCUCCGUUGAGUAUUCGAGUUGGAAUUCACUCCGGUUCUGCGACAUGUUACGUAUCAGGAAUAAAAAGGAGACAAUUCGAUAUUUGGUCAAAAAAUGUAUCCAUGGCUAGAAGAUUGCAAAUGUCAGGAGACGCUGGUAAAGUUCACGUGUCCAGAGCCACCAUUGAUGCGUUGACGGGCGAGUAUGACGUAACAGAUGCACCAGGAGGGACAUAUUAUAUUGUCCCACCACCACGCAGAAGAAAAGCGCUCGCAUUAUGCACUUUGGAAAUGAAUGCACCACUGGGUACGCUGCAAAAACACGAAUUAUCUAUUAGAAAAGUUGCGAGUAUAAAUCAAUUACUGCACAACAUAAAAUUUGGAGCGGAAAUUCCAUUUGCUUUCAUCGGUGAAAAUGAGAGUGCUAAUGCACCAAGAGUUGAUGCUGAUUCUUCAGCUUCUAAAGUUACUGGUGUUUCAAAUCUAAGACCUUUCAAGAAAAGAUCUUGCAAUGUUCUAAGAAAUCUGCAUACAAGCAACCGCAUUGAUAGAAAUCUAGCAACAGCCAUAGAAGCUCAAUAUCUGGAUUUAGAAAACGAUGCUCAGAUAGGAUAUCUGACUUUAUGUCUUCGAGAUAAGCAAAAUGAAGCCAUGUAUCGUCAUGAAUGUGACCCAGAGUUUGCUGCAUCUCUUUGGUGUUGCUUGAUAUUGGUUGUUUGUGGUGCAGGUAUCCAAGGCCUUAUGCUACCUCGAACUUUAUUUUUACUACUGCUUUUCUUAACGGCCUUUGCCUGGGUCACUUCAUUACUGAUGUUAUUACUAGCAGCAAGGUUACAAUGGAUAUUCUGGGAUGUUACUAAAAGUUUUACUUUAAGACUAGCGUUGACAAUUUUUACUGUUUUACUUGUUUUCUCAGUAUCAAUUUUGAAUGUGUUCACUUGUUUGCCCAAUCCUUCAUGUGAAAUAUCUCAGGCACAUUCAGUUAAUGAUCAUUUGUCUUGCCCAGUCCCUAUAUAUGUACCCCUUGGAGGCAUUCUAUCAGGGUUAGCCGUUGCUUCUGGUGUUAGACUAUUGCAUGAUCUCUUACCUCAGCAUGUGACACAAUUCUAUUUAGAGAAACAAAGAAGACCAGGAAGCACAGAUCUCUAUUGCGAAAGCUAUGCUUAUGUUGGAGUACUUUUUGCAACAGUGACAGAUUACCAUGAGUUCUGCACUGAUAUGGAAAGCAGCACCAAUGGUCUUGAUUGUUUGCGCCAAUUAAAUGAAAUCAUAUGCGAUUUUGAUAAGCUGUUGCAAGAAGAUUGUUUUGGAGCAAUUGAUAAGAUCAAAUGUUUUGGGUCCACAUACAUGGCUGCUGUGGGAUUGAGUCCAGAACAUAAGAUUAAUCAUGGAGAUAAUAAUUCAAUAAGAAAAUUUAUUACCAUUCUUCUCGAUUUUACGCAAGCUAUGCAUGCUCGGCUUCUCACAUUUAAUACAUCUACAUAUAGAAAUUUCAUGUUAAGAGCAGGUGUAAACAUUGGUCCAGUAAUAGCAGGUGUGAUAGGAGCUAAUAAACCUCAAUAUGACAUAUGGGGUGAAACUGUUAAUAUCGCCUACCACAUGGACUCAACAGGUUUGGCUGGUCUCACACAAGUUACUGAAAAUGUAGCUCAUGUUAUUCGAGAUACACAUUACAACUUCAAAUGUAGAGGAAUGGUGAAGAUUAAAGGAAAGGGGGAUACAAUGACUUACCUUGUUGUUGAAAGGCAAGACCAUCAGUUUAGCACAGGUGCAACUUAUGGCAGAGUGACACCUGGUAGAAUAAUAAACCAUCAAAUGAUGAAUCAACCCCUGCAUCGUUAUGAGCAAUGUGUUCCAGCAAAAUAUGUUCAGCACUCAAUGUUAAUUAGGGGAAAUUCUAACAUGGGAGAAAGCAGUAGGCUUUUACCUUAUAGUGGAAACAAUGGACCUCAUAUAGUUAAGGUUCUACCUAUGCAGAAGAACUGCCAACAUGUAUAUCACCCAGAGCCUUCUACACAUACUAUAUUUGACCAAACAAAUCAACAAGUACAAAGUAGUUUAAACCAUUCGCAAAUGGAGCCAUUUCUUAAACCACUUCCUAAGCCUCCACUACCUGAUCAUGGCAAUCAAAUGAUUGGUCAAACAAAUGCUCCGUUGAGUAUUCGAGUUGGAAUUCACUCCGGUUCUGCGACAUGUUACAAAUUGCAAAUGUCAGGAGACGCUGGUAAAGUUCACGUGUCCAGAGCCACCAUUGAUGCGUUGACGGGCGAGUAUGACGUAACAGAUGCUCCAGGAGGGACAUAUUAUAUUGUCCCACCACCACGCAGAAGAAAAGCGCUCGCAUUAUGCACUUUGGAAAUGAAUGCACCACUGGGUACGCUGCAAAAACACGAAUUAUCUAUUAGAAAAGUUGCGAGUAUAAAUCAAUUACUGCACAACAUAAAAUUUGGAGCGGAAAUUCCAUUUGCUUUCAUCGGUGAAAAUGAGAGUGCUAAUGCACCAAGAGUUGAUGCUGAUUCUUCAGCUUCUAAAGUUACUGGUGUUUCAAAUCUAAGACCUUUCAAGAAAAGAUCUUGCAAUGUUCUAAGAAAUCUGCAUACAAGCAACCGCAUUGAUAGAAAUCUAGCAACAGCCAUAGAAGCUCAAUACUUGGAUUUAGAAAACGAUGCUCAGAUAGGAUAUCUGACUUUAUGUCUUCGAGAUAAGCAGAAUGAAGCCAUGUAUCGUCAUGAAUGUGACCCAGAAUUUGCUGCAUCUCUUUGGUGUUGCUUGAUAUUGGUUGUUUGUGGUGCAGGAAUCCAAGGCCUUAUGCUACCUAGAACUUUAUUUUUACUACUGCUUUUCUUAACGGCCUUUGCCUGGGUCACUUCAUUACUGAUGUUAUUACUAGCAGCAAGGUUACAAUGGAUAUUCUGGGAUGUUACUAAAAGUUUUACUUUAAGACUAGCGUUGACAAUUUUUACUGUUUUACUUGUUUUCUCAGUAUCAAUUUUGAAUGUGUUCACUUGUUUGCCCAAUCCUUCAUGUGAAAUAUCUCAGGCACAUUCAGUUAAUGAUCAUUUGUCUUGCCCAGUCCCUAUAUAUGUACCCCUUGGAGGCAUUCUAUCAGGGUUAGCCGUUGCUGUAUUUUUUAAAUUAUUACUAUGGGCAAAGUUAUCUAUUUUGAUCUUCAUCAUGAUUUGUUAUACAUUGUUUGUCCAGCUCUCUCAUAUUGAUCUAUUCCAUUGUUAUGAUUCAAUAGUCAGAUCAUUAGUUCCAGCUCAUACUUCAAGUCUGGUACAAUUAUUGAUGUUUUUGGUUGCUUCUGGUCUUCAUGGAAGAUGUUUAGAGAGAGUUAUGAGACUGUGUUACUUGAGAAAAAAUGAGGCAAAUCGUGCAAGACAUGAGGCCAAUGUUUUACAACAGUCUGGUGUUAGACUAUUGCAUGAUCUCUUACCUCAGCACGUGACACAAUUCUAUUUAGAGAAACAAAGAAGACCAGGAAGCACAGAUCUCUAUUGCGAAAGCUAUGCUUAUGUUGGAGUACUUUUUGCAACAGUGACAGAUUACCAUGAGUUCUGCACUGAUAUGGAAAGCAGCACCAAUGGUCUUGAUUGUUUGCGCCAAUUAAAUGAAAUCAUAUGCGAUUUUGAUAAGCUGUUGCAAGAAGAUUGUUUUGGAGCAAUUGAUAAGAUCAAAUGUUUUGGGUCCACAUACAUGGCUGCUGUGGGAUUGAGUCCAGAACAUAAGAUUAAUCAUGGAGAUAAUAAUUCAAUAAGAAAAUUUAUUACUAUUCUUCUCGAUUUUACGCAAGCUAUGCAUGCUCGGCUUCUCACAUUUAAUACAUCUACAUAUAGAAAUUUUAUGUUAAGAGCAGGUGUAAACAUUGGUCCAGUAAUAGCAGGUGUGAUAGGAGCUAAUAAACCUCAAUAUGACAUAUGGGGUGAAACUGUUAAUAUCGCCUACCACAUGGACUCAACAGGUUUGGCUGGUCUCACACAGGUUACUGAAAAUGUAGCUCAUGUUAUUCGAGAUACACAUUACAACUUCAAAUGUAGAGGAAUGGUGAAGAUUAAAGGAAAGGGGGAUACAAUGACAUACCUUGUUGUUGAAAGGCAAGACCAUCAGUUUAGCACAGGUGCAACUUAUGGCAGAGUGACACCUGGUAGAAUAAUAAACCAUCAAAUGAUGAAUCAACCCCUGCAUCGUUAUGAGCAAUGUGUUCCUGCAAAAUAUGUUCAGCACUCAAUGUUAAAUCGGGGAAAUUCUAACAUGGGAGAAAGCAGUAGACUUUUACCUUAUAGUGGAAACAAUGGACCUCAUAUAGUUAAGGUUCUACCUAUGCAAAAGAACUGCCAACAUGUGUAUCACCCAGAGCCUUCUACACACACUAUAUUCGACCAAACAAAUCAACAAGUACAAAGUAGUUUAAACCAUUCGCAAAUGGAGCCAUUUCUUAAACCACUUCCUAAGCCUCCACUACCUGAUCAUGUUUCUUCUUACCAUAUCCGUCGAAGUGAAGAACCAUCUUCAAUGCUAGAUACUCGUGGAUCAUCCGUUGAUGAAUUAAGUUCUCACAUGCAGUCUGCAACAUCAACUAGUUCAAGCAGUUCUGAUGAAAGUUACAGUAACACCGCACCGGACAGCCCAGUUAAAAAAUGGUUAUAUCCUGGUGAUAUUCAGCCAGAUACUGGUUGGUCAACUGAAUCAGAGAAACUUGAGCCUCCAAAUUGGAUGCCUUCGCUACUGCCUUUACCUUCUGGCGCACUUAUGCAAAUCGCAGCAGGUGGAGACAGUACGACGACUGCUGGCUCAGUAGCUCCACCAUGUGAAGUGGAAGCAGGUUAUAGUUGCAAAAGUUUUGAAUAUUUGGCCAAUAACGAUUUGAUCAAUAAGAUCAAUGACAAUGGAAGUGGAAAGCGUAAACAAAAUCAAGUCUCUGAGUCAUCAACAACAACACAAGUUGGUAAUCCACAAGGUGGAAGUGGACAAUUUGAACGAGAAAUACGACGCUUGUUCGAACGCAGGCAAUGGCCGUUGGCAGGGGAAGGCGUAUCACAUUCUGUGGGUUUGGCAGCUAUUCAAGAAUUGGCUAGAAGUCAAGAACCUAGGGGCAGCGAAUCUGUUUGUGGAUCUGUUGAGGAUAAUACAGAGGGCGAUCAAGAGGAACAAGUUUCAACAAGAGACUGUAGUCAUUCUGAAUGGUCAGAUGAUGAAGAAAAUGAGGAUGGGAAUACAAACAAUGAACAAGAAUGCCCAGACAGAGAAUCUAAUGGUUAUACAACGGAUGAGCAGGGUUUGGAAAAUGUAUCUUUGCUCAAUGAAGCUGGUCUCACUGAUGCUGAAGGUGCUCUAAGUGAUGUGAAUUCAAUAUAUCAUCACCCAGAUCAUGAAAAUGGUUCAAUAUCAUCUCGAAGUAGUUCCAGAGCUAUCAGCCUGGAUUCUCUAAGUGGUAUGUACUGUGACUCAGAAGGAGUGGAUGGUUGGCCCGGAUUAGCUCUUCUGGAUAUACGGUCCGUAAGCGAAAGCAUCACAAAGAAAUUUGGCUGCUCUGAUAGUAUUAAUGUAGAUACUGAUUUAUAG